This is a messenger RNA of Trichoderma atroviride IMI 206040, 6325 nucleotides long. NCBI's taxonomy places the organism in Eukaryota, Fungi, Ascomycota, Sordariomycetes, Hypocreales, Hypocreaceae. The record is from RefSeq and is a predicted model, not a curated record.
AUUUUUGGCGAUAAAUCAUGGAUAUUAUCCUAUUUGAUGAAGAUUUGAAUCGUUAUGAUCUAUUGCUACUCAACAAUGUCUGUUUAUACUCGAAUUAUUGUACUGUUUUAUUAUGCCGGUAAGCACUGUGCUCUGCGGUGACUAAGCCAUACUAAGGCAGGUACUUCACAUGUUCCCCCUCUAGAUUGCUGUAGUGGGCAGCAUAGGUGUCAUUCAUUGCUCGCUCUCCUUGGCCUUGAGCCUUGUCCUCUGCCAUAUACUUGGCUGCUUAAUUUCUCCGGUCGCUACUAUUGACACAUCUCUUAGCGAUCCUCGUUGGCUAAUGUCAUAAUUAGAAGUAAAAUACUCAGUUGGCAAACGCCCAAUGCUUUGCGAAUAUGGCAUUGCCCUCGCCGAUUCAUAGCGGGCUUCCUGCGACGCUAUCACCGCAUCACGAAAUUCCGAGAAUGCAAUAUCGAAGCCGCCCUGUAUCCGUCGCUGUUGAGCCCGUUUCACUGGUUAUAUCUGAAUGUAUAGCCAUCACCUCGGCCAUUCAGAAACAUGCGCGCUCCCCCCAAUCUGUCUCUGCCAUCCUGGGCGGGAACCCCAAUACUAUACAGUUCGGAUCCCCUAAACCACAGUCCCAACCGCGGGAAAGUGGCGUUAGCAACCCCUUUGGAGAGAGCGAGCACGACGGAACGGCCAACAAUCGAUGGAGCUUUCGCGGCCAGAAGGCGAAGAGUUUGCAGGAUAGCCCCAUGGUCGCAGGCUUUGGCAAGCUUCGUUAUGAGAUCACAGGUGUCCAGAAUAUUCAUUCAUUUGAUGCGCCAACACUCUUAGCACCCUUUCUCUUCGUGAUCCAAGAGAAGGGAACAGCAGCACCGAUUACGAUCUUGGCUCUCGGGGCAUUACGAAAAUUCCUAGCUUACGGCUUCAUUUGCUCGGAGUCCCCUCGUUUUGCUCUCGCAAUGCAGUCACUCUCAGCCGCUGUUACCCACUGUCAAUUUGAUAUAAGUGACUCGGCCCAGGGCGAAGUUGUACUGCUUAUGAUUCUCAACCUGAUGGAGGACAUGAUGUCUGGACCUGGAGGCUACAUAUUAAGUGAUGAGAGUGUUUGCGAUAUGAUGGGACGUGGCCUGGCUAUAUGCUCUCAACCUCGAUUCUCCCCUGUGCUAAGGAGGACAGCCGAAGCCGUCAUGGUUCGAAUGUGCCAAAUCAUAUUUGAAGAUAUUAAGCACCUGGAGGUCGAGGUCGGAGACGAUUCUUCAGUCAUGGACCAGUUGGCCGAUCAGCACAUGGACAAUGUCAAAAUGGAUACCACCGCCGGUAGUACCGUUGCAGAUCCUAUUACCUCCGCCACUGUCCAAGACGAGUCUUCUCCGGAGACUUUAGAUAGUACUGGCAAUGAGAAGGCAGAGGAAGGCUCUGUGAGCAACCAUACCAAUGAAGAGAAUGGAGAGAGUGACACGGAAUCACUGGAUCUACGGCCCUACUCGCUACCUUCCGUCAGGGAACUGUUCCGAGUUCUAGUCAAUUUUCUGGACCCCAAUGACCGCCACCAUACCGAUACAAUGAGGGUAGUGGCUUUACGCAUAUUACACGUUGCGCUGGAGGUGUCUGGACCUUUCAUUGCACGCCAUCCUGCAUUGGCCACUCUUGCUAAAGACCAGCUGUGUUGCUAUCUUUUCCAACUUGUCCGAUCCGAUAACAUGGCUAUCCUACAAGAAUCUUUAACGGUCACUGGAACGCUACUCGCAACAUGUCGAGGUGUCCUCAAAUUGCAGCAGGAACUCUUUUUGUCUUAUUUGGUGGCCUGCCUUCACCCGACAAUUCAUAUCCCCCGCGAGGCUGGCAUUGACCCAUCGCUGUACUCCGGCAUUCCUGAGACGCCGAAGCUGGUCAAACCGCCGCCGUCACAGUCAAAUAGCGGAAGGUCAACGCCCGUUCCUGUAAAAGACCGACAAAAGCUAGGGUUAGAGGGGGGUGCGCGUAAACCCGAUGCUCGACAAGCUAUGGUAGAGGCCAUCGGUGUCUUAUCCAGGAUGCCUACAUUUGCUACCGAAUUGUUUGCCAAUUACGAUUGCGACGAAGAUAGGUCGGAUUUAUGCGAGGACGUGAUUGGGCUUCUUGCGCGAAACGCCCUGCCAGACUCAGCUACAUGGAGUACUACAAGUGUGCCGCCUCUCUGCUUAGACGCACUCUUGCGCUUUAUCCAGUUCAUGGCAGAGAGACUGCAUGAUGACCCUGUUUACGAAAAUCUCCCGGAUCCCGAUAUGCUGAGAGAGAGAAGGCGAAGGAAAAAGACCAUCAUUAUAGGAACGAGCAAGUUUAAUGAGAAGCCAAAGGUGGGGCUGAGCUACCUCGAGGCAAACAAUGUCAUAACUGAUAUCGGAGAUCCUGUUUCUGUGGCUAAAUUCCUCAAAGGAACGUCACGAAUAUCAAAGGCGGUAUUAGGAGAUUUUCUAUCGAAAAGAGGCAAUGAAGCUAUUUUGGGAGCCUUCUUAGACUUGUUUGAGUUUUCCGGCAAACGGAUUGAUCAGGCUUUGAGGGUGCUACUAGAAGCCUUUCGAUUGCCAGGUGAAGCACCGCUGAUCGCAGCCGUGGUUGAGUCUUUCUCCGAGAAAUACUACGAUUGCAACACGACGUCGGAGGUGGCAAAUAAAGACGCUGUCUUUAUCUUGACUUACGCCAUUAUCCUAUUAAACACUGACCAACAUAAUCCCAAUGUAAAAUCUAUGAAGAGGAUGACAUUGAACGACUUUUCUAGAAAUUUGCGAGGGCAGAACAAUGGGCAAGAUUUCUCACCAGAAUAUCUUAAAGAUAUCUACGAAACCAUUAAAUCAAACGAGAUUAUCCUGCCUGAUGAGCACGACAACCAGCACGCUUUUGACUAUGCAUGGCGAGAGCUUCUCCUGAAAUCCGAAACAGCGGGCCAUCUAUCCUCCUGCAACACGAACAUAUACGAUGGCGAUAUGUUUGCCGCAACCUGGAAGCCAGUUGUUUCAGCUCUGUCAUAUGUCUUCAUGUCUGCGACUGAUGAUGCUGUUUUUGCAAGAAUUGUGACUGGGUUUGAUGAAUGUGCUCGCAUUGCAACCAAAUAUGGCAAUGUCGAAGCGCUUGACCAGAUCGUUUACUGCCUCAGCCACAUCACUACCUUGGCUACUCGCGUGCCCUUCAACACAUCAUUAAACACAGAGGUUCAAGUAGGCGACGGUAGCGUCAUGGUCAGUGAGCUGGCUGUGAAGCUUGGCAGAGAUUUUCGUGCGCAGCUUGCUGUUCUCGUAUUAUUUCGAGUUGUUAUCGGCAGCGAGGCUCUUAUUAACCAGGGAUGGAAACAUAUUAUUCAGAUAUGGAUCCAUCUGUUUCUGAACUCCCUGGCACCGCCGCUAUCAUCGACCGACCUUCCAACCCUGCCAAUUCCGGCUAUUCCCCUACAGACUCCCUCACAAGUCAUAGAUAGGGUGGCAAGAUCUAGCGAUAUUGGGUUCUUCUCAGCAUUCACCUCAUACAUAUCUAGUUAUGCCGCGGAUGAUCCCCCGGAACCAUCAGACGAAGAACUAGAGAGCACGUUAUGUACCGUUGACUGCAUCAAUUCUUGCAACAUUGACAAAGUGUUGAACAAUAUCUCCAAACUACCUGCGGAACGCAUUGACAUAUUGAUCCAGUCUUUACUCGAGCAGCUGCCGCAGAGCGACCAUUCAGCUGUUAUUGGCGUAAAGCAGGAUAAUGUGGCAAUCCCUCCCCCUAAUGGGCCAACUCUACCAACACACUUGCCGAGUUACGAUCCUUCUACGCCCUUUAUUCUCGAACUUUGCACAAUUUUAACUAUUCGUGACGGCGGUUCUACUUCAAACACUGCAAAACAAGUCUUCGACGCUGUUCACGGCAUCUUGCGUGAUUACGGACAGUGGCAUGGCAUCACUAUCUCGCGAGCAGCGUUUUAUGGCCUAGCAAUACUCAAAUCGGGUUACGACCAUGAUUUUGUGAAUGUCCCAAUUUUCUUACAUACAGUCUCCAGCUUACCACAGGACCUCCUCUUAAAGACCGCGAGUGUCAUACUUUCUGGCCUUUCCAUCUGCACGCGUGACCCAGGCCCCUUGAGAAGCGAGAUGAUGACUUCGCCCGAUUUUUGGGCCAUCUUACGGGUAGUGGCAGGAGAUGCUAGUGCCGCUGCUCAGAUCUUCGACAUUCUAGAGAGGAGCACUGCUGGAACCCCACCAGCCAUCAUGGCCGAUAACUAUGAGGCAGCUAUUGCAUUGCUUAAUCACUUUGCAUCCGCGGCUGACCCUCUCACCUCCCGGGAUUCUAAAGCGCAUGAAUCGACCAAGCGCGAAGCCGAUAGUCAAGUAGUAGCAAGAGGCUGCCAAGCAAUUAAUACCUUGCAUGGAAUGACUUCUCGGAUUCCACAGCUUAUGCAACAGUCUCAUCUAGAAAGUAGUGAGGCCUGGUCAGCCUACUGGCUCCCUAUUCUUCAGGCAUUGACAACGCAAUGCACCAACUCCUGUCGCGAUGUUCGCCAACUUUCGUUCUCCGCGCUGCAGAGAUCCCUUCUCUCGCCUGAUCUGACUUGUAGCGAUCCCAAGGAAUGGACGGCAAUAUUCAGUCAAGUUUUAUUUCCUUUGAUUUUCAGGCUUCUGAAGCCGGAAGUGUUUUCAUCCGAUAGAGAUGGAAUGAGCGAAAUGCGUGUCCAAGUGUCUUCGCUCCUCUGCAAAGUCUUUUUGCAGUACAUGGUUCUUUUGUCCGAAUGGGAUGGCAUGCUAGACUUGUGGAUCAAGAUCAUUGAGAUCAUGGAUCGUCUAAUGAAUAGCGGACAAGGUGACAGCCUAGCUGAAGCGGUACGAGAAAAUCUUAAAAAUGUUGUCCUGUUCAUGGCUACCAGCGGCUAUCUGGUGUCUCCUGAAAAAGACGCAUCAAGAAAAAAGCUCUGGGACGAGACAUGGGAGAGGGUUGAUCGAUUUUUACCAGACCUGCGGAAUGAUAUUAUCAGCGAGGAGAGUCCUGAGCCAGGGGAAACUAAGGAAGGCGAAGAAAAAUGAUAGACAACUGUUUUUGGUUAGAGGACAGGUUAUAUUUAUUCCAUGUAAUGAUAAUACAUAUGUAGCUGUACAUUGUAAGAAUAUACUGCAUUCAUUUAGAUGGAAAUUUUAUGUGAAUAGAUCAACAAGACGAGAAAGUCAGCAAACAGACAGGCUCCCAUCUAGCGCCUGGUUCAUCUCCUGCAUCCAACAAUUUUUCUAUAUACACACUAAAUGAUUAGCUACCAAUUCUCAGGGCCUGAUUCCAUGCCUGCGUCCAUUAGUAGAUAUGCUGUUCUAUAAUCUAACAAUUGUAUUACACCCCUUCCUUCCCCCCUCAUUACCAGAGCAGCUCCUUGAUUAGUUAGCUACUCGGUGCCUCGUGCUAUUACACUGACUGGUUGGCUCUGUCAGUUUAGUUUCUUGCUCUCCGAGACCGGGUCGAAGAGCCGUUGGCCAUGGCGUUGCUUUCGCUCGUGAUGGAGUCGACAAGGGUGCUAGGGGCCGGAGCUGUUUCUUCAGCAAUCUUGCGGGAUGCCUUUCGAGCGGCAGCCCUGCUUCCUUGCUUUGCAUAGGUGGCAAAAUAAAAGGAAAUGAAGAGGACAAGAUAUGAGCUGAGAAUAAUGAUGCCCGAAAAUGCGGCGAAUUCUUUGCCGGCGCAGCUUCCCCAGUUGGGCAUCCAAGGCCAGUACGUGAAAGUGAAGUACGUGUACGACGCAAAGUAGACAAAACCGAGGUCAAUGACAAACUGGAUGAUUUGCAGGCGAGUAACCCAUUCUUUCCACCAGAUGCGCACGCCGCGGGCGCUCUGGAAGUAGUACCAGUACAUGACAACGUGGACAAAGAGGUUGAGAGAAAUGACAACCCAUUGGACCGAUGUGCUGCCAAUGAGCUGGGUGUAGCAGAGGACAGCCGUUGCGCCGUGGUGGUAGCAAUGAAGGAAAGUCAGGGGCUUUUUCUUGAGAAACAGGAAAACCGUAUCCAGAAGCUCCAGGUAUUUGCUGAGAUAGGUCAUGUAGUACAGGACGACGAGGGGCUGCGUCCAGCCCCCGUUGGCAUCGCAGAUGGCGUAGAGAACUCCUCGGCGAACAAUGGUGGGAACCAGCUGCUCAAUGAAUAGCGCCAGAAUGAUGGCGCUGACCGCCGUGAGGACGAAGUUGUGAAUCAAAAAGAGAGUCUUCAGCUUGAAGGGCUCCCGGUUCCGCAUCAGCUCGCGGCCACCAAAAAUGACGAGGUAGUAGAUGGCGACAAAAAUGGAAGUGUCUCUCAGCGUCGACAUGGGCGUCUUGCCAACGACAAACUCGAACUCAUCUGCAGGAUAUCCGGCCACA